CACAUAGCAGUAGUGUCUAGCAAACUCUAGCGUGGUCCACAGAGGUGUCUCCCACUGAUUUGCUGUGUAAGUUCAUAGCUUCAGGGAAAGUCAGCAGUGAAACACCUUCUGCUUUUGGCCAAGAGCAGAGGUUUUCUAAACAAAUGGAAGGGUUCGUCAGAAACUUUCUUUAACCUGAGCAAAAUAUACAUCGUUCAUUUUGCUACGCGGCCUCGCCACCCAGUCCGGUCAGGUCGCAUCACUAAACUGUAGGUAAGAGCUACCAGCCGGAAAGCUACGUUAGAUUGAUCUGUGUCCCUUCCCUCUUCAGUUAACUUUAACUUUCCAUCUGGUACGGGCCGCUCCUACGUGCUUUCCCAGAAACGGGCUUAAGUCAGACACAUUGAUCACUUCUUAGGAGAACGUGAAUCUCCGCAGACAGAACAGCGUGAGCUUUCUCCGGGCCCUCUCAAAAAACGCGGUGGCGGCCGCCAGCUCUCGGAGCCUCUUCUGACGGCUCAGUGGAAGAGCUCCACUCUCCAGUCACCGCCCAACGCGGUGGGACUCGUCGCCGACCCAGCUCCUCCGCAGGGGGCGUGAGGGGCGCCACCCAGCUCCGCAGAGGUAGGAGGAGGAAGAGGCGUGACGUCGCGGGAACUCCCAUACGACGUUGCGUGACGUCGCGCGAGGUCGGGGCGGGGCGAGCGUAGCCGGCGGCCCUCGGGCCCUCCCCCAGCGCUGGAAAACGCGGGCUGCCCCGAGGGGGCGGCUUGGCUGCUGGCGGUGUGGCAGAUUAGUGAGGGUACGAGCAGAAAAGCGAACGGCUGUCUCUUCCCCUCUCCAGAGCGUGCUCGCGUUCCUGCUGGGGCUUUCGAGAAUCUCGACGCAAUCUUGCAAGCCGUAUUUGAACUGACCAAAGACAACUUCAGACCUGUAUAAUGUAACAGAAAAGGUCAGAAAACAUUAGGCAGUAGAAGUGUGAGCAUAUUAAGUAAGAUGAACGUCCCGGGAAGCAGCUGUGGAAGCCCUAGUUCUGCAGAUGUAUCUAAUGACUUUAAGGAUGUUUGGACAAAACUAAAGGAGUGUCAUGAUAAAGAAGUACAAGGUUUACAAGUAAAAGUAACCAAACUGAAAAAGGAACGAAUUUUAGAUGCACAGAGACUAGAAGAAUUCUUCACCAGAAAUCAACAGCUGAGAGAGCAACAGAAAGUUCUUCAUGAAACCAUUAAAGUUUUAGAAGAUCGAUUAAGAGCAGGAUUAUGUGAUCGCUGUGCAGUAACUGAAGAACAUAUGCGGAAGAAACAACAAGAGUUUGAAAAUAUUCGACAGCAGAAUCUUAAACUUAUCACAGAGCUUAUGAAUGAAAAGAAUACUCUACAGGAAGAAAACAAAAAGCUUUCUGAACAGCUGCAGCAGAAAAUUGAGAAUGAUCAACCACAUCAAGCAACCGAUCUUGAAACUGAGGAAGAUGUUAUUCCAGAUUCACCAAUAACAACCUUUUCAUUUUCUGGCGCUAACCGACUACGAAGGAAGGAGAACCUCCACGUCCGAUACGUAGAACAAACACAUACUAAACUGGAGCACUCUGGGUGUGCACAGGAAUUGAGAAAAAUACCAAAGUCUGCAACUCAUCCACCACAUAAACAUAAUGAACAUGAAAUUCUAGUGGCUGACACUUGUGAUCAGAGUCAAGCUCCAGUGGCUAAUACACAUGGAAAAAGCAGUUAUCCUCCUGAUAAUUUAGCUACAGUUGUUGCUGAAACACUUGGACUUAGUGUUCAAGAUGAGUCUGAAUCUCGAGGUCCUAUGAGCCCUGUUGGUGAUGAGCUCUACCACUGUCUGGAAGGAGAUCACAAAAAACCUUUUGAGGAAUCUAGAAGAAAUAGUGAAGAUAGUUUAAGAUUUUCAGAUUCUGAUUCAAAGCCUCCUCCUCAAGAAGAAUUGACUACUCGGGUAUCAUCUCCUGUAUUUGGAGCUACCUCUAAUGUGAAAAGUAGUUUAGGUUUGAAUACAAGUUUGUCCCCUUCUCUUUUAGAGACUGGGAAGAAAAACCAUCUGAAAACAAUGCCUUUCAGCAACACUUCUAAUUCUAGAUCAGAGAAACCUAGAUUAAAAUCUGAAGAUGGUGCCCUUUUCACACAUCAUAAUAUUGGGGCUGAAGUGAAGAAGAUCACUAACCAGUCAUCUUCUAAUAAGCAGAUGCUUAUAAAUAAAAAUACAAGUGAACAGGAUAGUAUUGAUCACAUUAAAGAUACUGUUACUGAUAAAGAUAAACAUGUGGUACCCCUGAAAUCACUGGGAGGCCGAACCAAAAGGAAGAAAAUCGAGGAAGAAAGUGAAGAUGAAGUAAGCUGCCCCCAAGCCUCCUUUGAUAAAGAAAAUGCUUUUCCUUUUCCACCGGAUAGUCAUUCUUACAUGAAUGGAGACUAUGUGAUGGAUAAACCUCUGGAUCUGUCUGAUCGAUUUUCAGCUAUUCAGCGUCAAGAGAAAAGCCAAGGAAGUGAGAACUCUAAAAUCGGAUUUAGGCAAGUGACUCUCUCUGAGGUUUUGAAGCCUGUUCCAAAGGGCUCUUCCUCAAGCCGUAAGGCCUUGAGUGGGAGCUGUGGGUUAACCAGAGAUUCCCCAGAAGAGCCCAGCAGCUUACAGGAGUCCCUCCUCCAGUCCUUGAAUAAAUCUCCAGAUAAUAAAACACUGUUACAAAUAAAGGAAGAAAAUUCUAUCUUUAAAAUCCCUCUACGUCCACGUGAAAGUUUGGAGACAGAGAAUCUUUUUGAUGACAUGAAGGGUGCUGGUUCUUGUGAGCCUAUAAAAAUAACCAGGUCAGUCCAUGGAGCAUGUGAACUUGCAUCAGUUCUUCAGUUAAAUCCAUGUAGAAUUGCUAAAACAAAGUCUCUACAAAACAACCAAGAUGUAUCCUUUGAAAACAUCCAGUGGAGUAUAGAUCCAGGAGCAGACCUUUCUCAGUAUAAAAUGGAUAUUACUGUAGUAGAUACAAAGGAUGGCAGUCAGUCAAGAUUAGCAGGAGGAGAGACAGUGGACAUGGACUGUACAUUGGUUAGUGAAACUAUGCUUUUAAAAAUGAAGAAUCGAGAGCAGAAGGGAGAAAAAAGUCCAAAUGGAGAAAGAAAACUGAAUGAUAGCUUGGAAGAUAUGUUUGAUCGGACUACACAUGAAGAAUAUGAAUCCUGUUUGGUGGAUAGCUUCCCCCAAGUAGCAGAUGAAGAGGAGUCGUCAACUGUUACAAAAAAACCCAACUCUCCUGGUGAUAAACAAGAUAAAGUCAAACAGAAAACAUUUGUGGAGCCAUAUUUUAAAGAUGAUGAAAGAGAGACUAGCUUACAAAAUUUUCCUCAUAUUGAGGUGGUCCGGAAAAAAGAAGAAAGAAGAAAAUUGCUUGGACACACGUGUAAGGAAUGUGAAAUUUUUUAUUAUCAGUAUUAUGCAGAUUUUCCAGCAGAAGAAAGAGAAAAGAAGUUGGCUUCCUGCUCAAGACACCGAUUUCGCUACAUUCCACCCAACACACCAGAGAAUUUCUGGGAAGUUGGUUUUCCUUCCACUCAGACUUGUGUGGAAAGAGGUUACAUUAAAGAAGAUCUUGAUCCUUGUCCUCGUCCAAAAAGACGGCAGCCUUACAAUGCAAUAUUUUCUCCAAAAGGCAAAGAGCAGAAGACAUAAAUGUUGCAGCAAGAACAGGAGAGACGACAAUAUUUUUAUUUAUAGUUAAAGUUGGUAUUAAACAUUGAUUUUUUUUGAUCUUCUGAAAACUGAUUUAUAAAUCAUUUUUCUAUUGAAAAUGUUUUGAAAUAGCAUUUACCCAUCACACAGAUGACUAUUUAAAAAUGGAUAAGUUUAUGUCGUAUUUUCUUGCUUUUGCACCUUUAAAAUAAUAAGGUGCUUUUAUUUUGCACUCUAAGUUAAAAGUUGUUUAUUACUUUAUUUGGUAAUACCUAAUUACAGUUUUGAAAAUA
This is a messenger RNA of Lagenorhynchus albirostris (white-beaked dolphin), 3947 nucleotides long. RefSeq names its product RB binding protein 8, endonuclease (gene RBBP8). The record is from RefSeq and is a predicted model, not a curated record. Lineage: Eukaryota; Metazoa; Chordata; Mammalia; Artiodactyla; Delphinidae. Gene Ontology annotation, cellular component: site of double-strand break. Gene Ontology annotation, molecular function: double-stranded DNA binding; double-strand/single-strand DNA junction binding; damaged DNA binding. Gene Ontology annotation, biological process: double-strand break repair via homologous recombination; DNA double-strand break processing involved in repair via single-strand annealing. The coding region runs from base 976 to 3654 and encodes 892 amino acids. The transcript is spliced from 20 exons.